Molecule: messenger RNA, 1287 nt
Organism: Trypanosoma conorhini
Lineage: Eukaryota; Euglenozoa; Kinetoplastea; Trypanosomatida; Trypanosomatidae
Exons: 1
Coding region: 1-1287 (428 amino acids)
Source: RefSeq, a predicted model, not a curated record
AUGUUCACCCCCGCUGACGCGAGACGACAGAAGUGGGACGGCCUCCACCCCUUACAAUUUCGUUUGAUUUGUGCAGGGUUGCAGUGCCCCUACGACCUUCCGGCUGAGAGGGACCGACAGGGUCGGGAGGGGGGGUCGUCGUGGCUCUCCUCCUUGGUCACGUCUGCAAGGCAUGAACCGUGCCAUGAGAGGGAUUUCAACGUUCUUCCAGCCGCCCUACACACGAUGCCCGUUGAGGCGCCUGGGGAAACUGCAGGGAAUAAGUCACGCCUCUCUGUGGCGCCUCACGAGGAGAAAGAAGGAGUAACCCGCCCUGUGGCACAGCCCCCUGCGGCCGGGGCGAUUCAGCCCGCGGGUGACAUUACACAGCGGGAGGUGGAUACGUCUCAUGUGGCUUCCGAACCCCACGACCCUGGCGAGGAGGGCGGUAGUCACAAAAUAAGAGGGGAGCACAAGUGUCCCUCGCAGGGUGCUGAGGCCAUUCCCGAGACAACGGACGCCGACAAUACUUGUGCCAUCAGAGUGCCUCACGAAGAAAACAAGGUGACACCCACGCUGAACCACCGAAGUGAGGUCCUCUCACGAAACGACCAUCCCCCAGCGACUCGCAACUCCUGUAGUGUUGCUGUGGGUCCUGACGAAGCCAACAGUUGCAAUAACGCGGCCACCGUUAUGCCGGGGCACGACGAUCGCACGGAGUUCAUGGCAUCGCCAGAGUUUCAUAAAAUGGAUGCGUUGCUUUCAACCGCGGUAGAGAGUCUGUACUCGAAAUUGCAGGGGGCAGCAUUGAAGGUUGUUGCGCUGGAUGGACUGAAGCAAAGGCUGGUUGAGGCCUUCCCCUCGCCUCGGAAGAGCGAGGCAAAGGAGGAGAACAUGGCCGAGUUGGCAAUUCACUUGCACUUACUCAAACGUCAGGUGAAGCUUCUAAUAGACGCGUGGCGUGGACAAGAGGCGGCGCGGAAGGCUUCCGAGGAGCGACAGAGCAAGGCAGUCGUGGACGCGGUCCGCGUGGAAGUCGUCCGGGCCUAUGAAGAGCCGCAUGUGCCGUACAGGAAGGGCCCCUUCGUCGCGCUCGCUCCCACGACGCAGCGCCUGCGGUCGUCCACUAAUAAAGCGGCACCGACGUCAGUCAGCGGCUCUGGCAGCACCUCCGCCAGUGGCUCGGUGCUCUCCUCCGCGCGGCCAGUUGAGUCCUGCUCUGAGUUCUCCAUCGCCUCGGCGGUUGCGCACGCGGACGAACUCGAGGAUGAAUGGAAGCUUGAUGGGGCGAGACAACAGCAGCGAUAA